AUGGCCGGAAAUAGCAUGGAAAGCUUGACGAGUGGCGUUGAGGCUAUCUCUACACAGCCCAAUGCUACAAUACCACGAUACAUGAUUAUCCACCGGGUGGAAUGUCCUGGAUCAACCCCAGAUCAUUCUAAUCAUCCUCACAUUUCUCUUUAUCGAGACGUUCCACGUCUGUUUGCUGGCGACAACAACGCUAGCCGCCUCAGGGGUCAAAUGCCAGAUGAAGAAGCCCAGCUACGUGCCAAAAAGGAUGCUGAUAUUUCUUUCAUCAUACACCGCACCUACAACUGCCUUGAAUACCACACCGCAUUAUUUGAUGCCUUACGAGAGACAUCGGUGGACUCUUUGCCACCUGAUCGGACUUUCCGAACUUAUCUCUUACCAAUCGAUGCUUUUGAUGCUGUAGCGGAAAGAGAGUAUAUGGAGAUCGUAUCGACCAAUUUGAACAACGGGAUAGAAGCAGUAAAGGAGGCAGAUACUAGACACGAUUCCUUGGACAAGUCAUCGUUACUGGGCUGGAAUCGAGAACACAACAUGGUGGCACCAUACUUUCAUCGCUGUCACACUCGCAGCCUACUUCGGGACCAUGUUCCCCAACUACCAGAAUUUCAAAGUCAGCACAUCGACCUCCUUCUUGAAUACCUGGAUGAAAACUUUGGCCACGAAUAUCAAGAAGCCGAGAAGCUUUUUAAUGAUGGGCUUGAAAAUGGUCGGUAUAUGGUCGAUAUCGACACUUAUCGUCGUUUCCACAAGCCAAAUAUCCUUGCGAACACGGCCAUUGAGCACGUUGGAGCGUGCCUUCCAUUAAAGGCCACCGAGUCAAACUCACCUCCUGCUGGAACCUUUGCCCUUCUACUGCCACCGAUAACUUACGGUUUCGGUUUCCACGACAAGAAGUGGCGAAAACUUUCAAUAGAUUACGCGGCUGAUGUAGCCUGGGACGAGGAUGUGUUUAAUAUACCGAUCCUUUGGCAAGAAGUCAAUGACAACCUAAGUUCGCUUCAACUCGAGAAAAAGACAUCCAAAGAUGUCGAAGCCGGUCAGGGCCAGGGCAGGGUGAUACAGCUUCAUAGUGGGCCAAAAAUUAGCCGCACGGUCGCAGCUGCGGCCCUCGCCGAAUCAGCCAAGAAGCCCUUAUAUCAAUUAGCACCUCAUGAAAUAGGUGUAGAGCCUGAACAAGUGGAGAAUAAUAUCGAAGAAGCGUUCUAUCGCGGUGGUUUGUGGGAUGCAGCUAAUGACUUCAACCCCGCAAGAGAGAGCUACUUUUUAUCCCUCAUCACCUGGAUCCCCUCCACUGAGCGAGAGAUUUGUACACCCCUUGGUAACAGAAUGAGACUCAUCAAUACCCACACGCGAGCUUUCGAGGAGUUCUAUGGAAGGAAAGUUCCAAAGUACGCAAUUCUUUCACAUACUUGGGGGCAGGACGAGGUCACGUUUCAAGAUUGGAUAGAUUCAGCGUCGGUGCUCCAGAAAUCGGGAUUCACCAAGGUCAUCGAGGCCUGUGAACAAGCCAGAAAUGAUGACUACUCUUAUAUAUGGAUCGACACCAAUUGCAUCGAUAAAUCCAGCUCGGCUGAGCUCACAGAAGCUAUCAACUCGAUGUUCGCCUGGUACAGCAAAGCCGAUGUUUGUUACGCCUAUCUUUCAAAUGUUCCGACUUUCAAACCGUUGUCUUAUUCGGAAGAGUUCCGGCAAAGUCGCUGGUUCAAGAGGGGAUGGACACUGCAGGAGCUCCUUGCCCCUGGGUACGUUGUCUUUUACGCAGCUGACUGGUCAUGUAUUGGGACAAGGUCUACUCUUAUGCACGACAUUGCCGAGGCUACAGGCAUAGGUAUAAGGUAUCUCUGCGCCGACCAAAAGCCAGUGACCACCACUCGAGAAGACUGGUCAGAAGUUCGAACCCAGGUGUGUCAUGAAGCAUCGGUAGCUGAAAGGAUGUCCUGGCUAUCCCGUCGCGAGACAACAAGGAUUGAGGACAUGGCAUACUGUAUGUUGGGUAUAUUUGGUAUCCACAUGCCCCUCAUGUACGGUGAAGGGUCCAGAGCCUUCUUGCGGCUUCAAGAGGAGAUUCUAAAAACCUCAGACGAUCACUCACUAUUUUGCUGGUCAUGGGCUACCAGUGAGAGCCAAGGCAGCCUUCUUGCCUCUCGACCACAUAGCUUCCUAGACGCCUCGUCCUAUAAACGUCAUAGGAUCGGUAGAGAGCCAUCUCCGUACGCGGUUGCUAAUUCAGGUCUCUCCAUUCGGCUUCCUGUAAUACAAUGCUGGUCCCCGGACAUUUACAUUGCUGUUCUCAAUGUCGAGCUGGCCGGGACGGACAGAAAUGUUGGCAUAGCCCUAAGAAGACUAAUUCGUGCUGGAAGACAAUCCCGUACUGAGAUCUAUACUCGAACUUCAUAUCUGGACGUUCCUAUUCCGCUAGCCGUAGCGCACCAUCAGGGUAGGCCACCUACAGACAUGUACAUUCCAGUACAGCGUGCCGAUACAGAGAGCACGAGGGCAAGAGCGAUUACUAGCCAAAGUCAAUGUACGGCAGGUGCAUUGCUAUCUUUUGGUCUGGCAGGCUGCGACUCCGCAAGAAGCAAGUUUGGUGAAAUACGAACGUUUCCGCCUGAUCGGUUCUCCCAUGCUGACAGCAUACUUGUGAUAUGCCCUACCAGUCACGACCAGGUACCCGGUCCCAACUGGCUACAAAGGAUGAGUCAAAAGAACUCAGGUUUCCUCGGAGCCACCAUUGCUGAGUUUACCACGACGCGAGGGCCAGAAAUGAUUGUUUUCGUUGUCACCACUACAAAUCAGGGUUCUUAUCUUAUACCUAGAUGGCACUACUGCGAGCUCGCAUGCUUUCUAUCAGAGCCAGAGAUAAAUGAUCUUGGCAUGGGGAAAUCUCUUCCUCAGGAGGCCUUUCAAACUUUUGAGAGGAUACUAAGCGAUCCUGACUAUGCUGAGAGGAGGAAUAACGACUCACCAGAAGGUCUGCUGUAUGUUCAACAAGCGGAACAUGGGUUCACAACCACUGAUUCAUCCAUGUUGAUACAUUUCGACCUCGGUCUGAAUUCAAACGCAGUAAUCAGAUAA
Molecule: messenger RNA, 3075 nt
Organism: Fusarium coffeatum
Lineage: Eukaryota; Fungi; Ascomycota; Sordariomycetes; Hypocreales; Nectriaceae
Exons: 5
Coding region: 1-3075 (1024 amino acids)
Source: RefSeq, a predicted model, not a curated record